UGAAAAUAUUUUACGGAGAACAAGUUACCCAUCGAUUGCCAAACGAACAUCAACUCUUAUAAAAAGGAGCCUUCCCCAUUGACAACAUGUGCACAUUGUUCUUGUAACAUAUUCCCUUCCCAUUUCAUUCAAUUUCCACUUUCUUCGUCAACGCCGGUCGUUUCUCCAUCCCAACUUCUUUUUCCUCCUACCAUCCAUCCCUUUAUUUUUUUAAAUUAAACACCAUGGUUCGCGUUCUGUCUGUUGUCGGUCUUUUAUUCUCGGUUGCCAUCGCUUCCACUGCUGCCGCACCUACGUUGAAUACCCCCACUACCGAGGAGCUGGCCUCUUCGUCCGCUGAGACUCUUGUACAAAACAUUCAAGUGAUUCCUGAUAUGCAAGAUUACCAGCUUGAAAAACGCCAAUUGGAAAAACGAGGCAAAAAGACCUACAAAGGAAGAGCGACGUGGUUCAGCCCGGCCAGAGAAGGCGGUGAUCGUGGCGCUUGCGGUCCCAAGGAAAAUGACAAUUCUUUGAUCGUUGCUCUCAACAAAUCGCAGUAUGGCAACAUGAGCAAGAAGAGCAAGUGGUGUGGCAAGAAGCUUCGUGUCAAGGGUCCCAAGGGCUCCAUUACCGUCACUGUUAACGAUGCCUGUCCCGGUUGCAAGUAUGGUGACCUGGAUUUGACCCCUCGCGUCUUCAAAAAGAUUGUAGGCGACUUUGAUAUCGGUGUGGCCAAGAUCAGCUGGUCCGAAUUAUAAAUGGAUUUUUUUUUUGUCCUCAACCUAUUCCACUCUCCGUAACCCUCAGUGAUGUUUCUCUUUUGUCAAUGUAUGCAAGGUUUCCCCGUGCUGGACUCGUGGUUUUCCGAUGUACAUUGCAAAGUAAAAAAGACCAAAGAAAAGCCAUCCUUUUUUUUUUUAGUCUAGAAGUUCGAUACAAUCAUCAAGAUGUUACAAUUUUUGAAAAAUUCCUUUGCAUUAUACGCAUCUGUACAAAAUCUAAAAUAUACACAUUUUUCAUCCAUUUCUAUUGUACCUCUCUCUUUCGAGACUCUGUGAUGCAUGGCAUGUUCUUAAUACAUUUUAUACCACGUUGUCAAGUUUCCAUAUUCAAUUAAACUUUGAUCGUGCAUAUUACGAGUUUCUUUUUUUCUCCUUACUUCCUUCCAGUCAGAUGACGUUGAUCGGUCGCCGUGCGUCAUGAGCCCAUUAAUAAAGAAAAAUGAUGCGCAGUGCAUGACAAUA
This is a messenger RNA of Radiomyces spectabilis, 1226 nucleotides long. Its product is annotated as RlpA-like double-psi beta-barrel-protein domain-containing protein-containing protein. Lineage: Eukaryota; Fungi; Mucoromycota; Mucoromycetes; Mucorales; Radiomycetaceae. The transcript has a single exon. The record is from RefSeq and is a predicted model, not a curated record. Bases 225 to 740 code for a protein of 171 amino acids.